CCUGAGCACUCAGGGUUGGUUUGGGGAAGGUGAAUUCCAUCCGCAUCCCACCGGGGAUGUGCCACGGCUGCUGCACGCCCAGCUCCAUCCUGAGCCUGCUGGCAUCCAGGAUUCCCACCCUGCUGCAUUGUCCCCGUGCCCUGGUGGCUCCCUGGUGGCUCCCUGGUGGCUCCUUGGUGGCUCCCUGGUGGCUCCCUGGUUACCAUCUCAGCUCCAUCUCCUCCUCCUCCUCCUCCUCACCAGCUCUAAUCCCCGCAGACUCGCAGCCGAGCGCCGGCAGCCAACAGGAGUUGCUUUGUCUGUGCUGACUUGGCACGCCCUGCUUCCACUCUGGAGGAGAUGGGGCGCAAGGAGGAGGAUGGCAGCGGCUCCUGGAAGAAGCAGACCAGCAACAUCCGCAAAACCUUCAUCUUCAUGGAGGCCCUGGGGUCAGGAGCCUUCUCAGAAGUUUUCCUGGUGAAGCAGAAAAGCACUGGCAAGCUCUUUGCUCUGAAAUGCAUCAAGAAGUCUCCUCUCAACAGGGACAGCAGCUUGGAGAACGAAAUAGCAGUGCUGAAAAAAAUAAAGCACGAAAACAUCGUGACUUUAGAAGAUAUUUAUGAGAGCACGACCCACUUCUACCUGGUCAUGCAGCUGGUGUCUGGGGGAGAGCUGUUUGACAGGAUCCUGGAGCGGGGUGUGUACACGGAGAAGGACGCCAGCCUGGUGAUCCACCAGGUGCUGACAGCCGUGAAAUACCUGCACGAGAACGGCAUCGUGCACCGCGACCUCAAGCCUGAGAACCUCCUGUACCUCACCCCCGAGGAGAACUCCAAAAUCAUGAUCACGGAUUUCGGCUUGUCGAAAAUGGAGCAGAACGGGAUCAUGUCCACAGCCUGUGGGACUCCAGGAUAUGUGGCCCCCGAAGUGCUGGCCCAGAAGCCGUACAGCAAAGCCGUGGACUGCUGGUCCAUCGGGGUCAUCACCUACAUCCUGCUCUGUGGGUACCCCCCUUUCUAUGAGGAGACUGAAUCCAAACUCUUUGAAAAGAUUAAGGAAGGAUACUACGAGUUCGAGUCUCCCUUCUGGGACGACAUCUCUGAGUCGGCCAAGGACUUCAUCCGACAUCUGCUGGAGAAGAACCCGAGCGCCAGGUUCACGUGUGAGGAGGCUCUGCGGCACCCCUGGAUUAAUGGAAAUACAGCCCUUCACCGUGACAUCUACCCAUCUGUCAGUGCUCAGAUCCAGAAAAACUUUGCAAAGAGCAAGUGGAGGCAAGCCUUCAACGCCGCGGCCGUCGUGCACCACAUGAAGAAGCUGCACAUGAGCGGCCACGGGGCAGCCGAGGGCUCUGUCCCUGUCCCUGUCCCUGUCCCUGUCCCUGUCCCUGUCCCUGAGCCCUCAGAGCCCCCCAGGGCCAGCAGCCCCACGGGGACCCCCCUGCCAGCAGCGCCAGGCGAUGACAAGGACACAGCACAGGGGCACCCAAACCCACCCAGACCCACUCAGGACCUGGGAACAGGGGAGGAAAAUCUACCAAACCCCCCAGAGGAGGGACCCCUGUCCAGGGAGAGCAGCCUGGACACCCACAGCCCCCCAAAGGAGGGACCCCUGCCCAGGGACAGCAGCCUGGCACUGUCAGACACCCACAGCCCCCCAAAGGAGGGACCCCUGCCCAGGGACAGCAGCCUGGACCCCCACAGCCCCCCAGAGGAGGGACCCCUGCCCAGGGAGAGCAGCCUGGCCCUGUCAGACCCCCAUAGCCCCCCAAAGGAGGGACCCCUGUCCAGGGACAGCAGCCUGGCCCUCCUGGACACCCACAGCCCCUCAAAGGAGGGACCCCUGCCCAAGGACAGCAGCCUGGACACCCACAACCCCCCAAAGGAGGGACCCCUGCCCAAGGACAGCAGCCUGGCACUGCCAGACCCCCACAGCCCCCCAGGGGAGGGACCCCUGCCCAAGGACAGCAGCCUGGCACUGCCAGACCCCCACAGCCCCCCGGGCAGGAGCUCCUGUGGCUGCAGCCCCUCCUGUGUGGGCCAUGAGAAGACAAAGGCGUCCUCCUGCUCCGAGACAGUGCUGCUCAAAAAGUCUUCGAGAUCCCACAGUCACUUCAAGUCAGAGGUUCUUGUUCCAGUGAAAACCAGCAAACACUCGUCUCACUGUGGCACUGGGCAAACUGGAGUUUGUUUGAUCAUGUGAUGGAGGCAGCCUGGUGGUCAGAGAACCAGAAGGGCUCUUUUACUCUCCUGCACUUGAGAGCAGACAGCACGGUGUGAGCAGGACUGGAGCUCUGCCCCAGUGACACUGGAGCUCUGGGCACAGCAGGGCCAGCGUCCAUCCCUGCAGCGAGCUCGGGGUGUUUCUGGAUCCUUCCAGCUGGGAGGAGGCUCCCACACCAGUGUACAUUGUCAUAGGGCACCACCAGUGCUGCCAGCUUCUGUUUGCUGUACCCUGUUUAGUUGUCAAUGCACAAAUGCACAACAUCAGCCCCACCAGCCAAAGGCAGGCACAGCUUUACUCCCGAGGCAGCUCAGUUGUUUUUACAGCCCUCACCCCAGGCUUUGGCACGCUGGAGUUCAGCUGCAACAGGAGAGAACCUGCUAGAAACAUCCCUGUGUCUGACAGUAACACAGCAAGGUCUGAGCUCCCCUUCCAAGGCUGUAAUUGCACAAUGAACACUUGCUUAAUAAAGCUGAGAUUUGUUUUCUAAA
Messenger RNA from Catharus ustulatus (Swainson's thrush), 2693 nucleotides. It is a transcript of the gene CAMK1G, whose product is annotated as calcium/calmodulin dependent protein kinase IG. Gene Ontology annotation, biological process: peptidyl-serine phosphorylation. Lineage: Eukaryota; Metazoa; Chordata; Aves; Passeriformes; Turdidae. The transcript has 13 exons. Gene Ontology annotation, cellular component: intracellular anatomical structure. The record is from RefSeq and is a predicted model, not a curated record. Gene Ontology annotation, molecular function: calcium/calmodulin-dependent protein kinase activity; calmodulin binding; ATP binding. The coding region runs from base 340 to 2181 and encodes 613 amino acids.